AUGUUAUUUAAAUUUUUCCUUCACGUGGAAAAAUUAAGUGAUAAACAAUUGACAUUUGGUUUGAAACAUAUCGGAACAAACUUUGCUACUAUACUCAGCAAAAGUAUUGAGCAUGUUAUUUGGUACAGUGACAAACCCGGAAAUUAUUACCAAGUAGUAUUUCCGGUUGCCCCUGGACACCUUGUGAGACGAGAUAAUAUUAGACGACAAGUUGGAGCUUGGAAUUCAACACUUCAGUUAGCCAUUGUCGCUGCAAUAUUAGUAUCUCCUUUAAUGGGCCCGGUAAAAGCAAUAAGCUAA
Clunio marinus is the source of this 300-nucleotide messenger RNA. The record is from the annotation of a GenBank genome assembly. NCBI's taxonomy places the organism in Eukaryota, Metazoa, Arthropoda, Insecta, Diptera, Chironomidae.